Penaeus vannamei (Pacific white shrimp) is the source of this 1071-nucleotide messenger RNA. The record is from RefSeq and is a predicted model, not a curated record. Lineage: Eukaryota; Metazoa; Arthropoda; Malacostraca; Decapoda; Penaeidae.
AUGGUCAUGUUCCCCGGGUAUUUAAACCGCAGCCAUACCCAUGGGCAUCAGACAGCUCCUUGGUGGUGGGUCAACAUGAAUGCUCUGACUGUGAUUUCGGUGGCGACCCUCGUGGCUAGCGGCAGCGCCUCCUUGCUUGCGUACAACGGCGUAUAUGGAGGCCAUCACGGCCUUCUUGGCGCCUAUCCUUACGCAGGGUAUUCUGGUGUAGUGCCCUACGCAUACGCAGGUGGCCUUCCCGCAGCUGCUUCUCUCACCAUCAAAACACCUGUAAUCAAGACCUUGGCUCCUACACCUAUCUCUUACAACGUGGCUCCUGCACCUGUCUCCUACAACGUAGCUCCUGUAGCUGUAUCCUACAACGUAGCUCCUUCAUCUGUUUCCUACAACGUAGCUCCUGUGGCACCUGUUCAGUCUCAGUAUCACGCUCAGGAUGAGAUCGGUCAGUACUCCUUCGGUUACGCCGCGGUGCAUCUUCACGCGCUGAGUCUCGCGAUGCCUUCGGUGUUGUCCGUUGGUUCGUACAACUACGUGGACUCUGAGGGAAAGGUUCAGACUCAGCACUACGUGGCUGACGCCCUUGGCUUCCGUGCGCCUACAACGAAGCGCCCGCCGCCGCGCCCCUACUCCUUCGGUUACGCCGGCGGUCCUUCUUCACGCGCUGAGUCUCGCGAUGCCUUCGGUGUUGUCCGUGGUUCGUACAACUACGUGGACUCUGAGGGCAAGGUUCAGACUCAGCACUACGUGGCUGACGCCCUUGGCUUCCGUGCGUCCGGCACCAACCUUCCCAUGGCUCCCGACGCCCCUCUGGCCGCCCUCCCCGGCCCCGUCCCCGAACCCGUCCAGGACACUGCUGAGGUAGUCGCCGCCAAGCUCGCCCAUUUCCAGGCCUACAACGAAGCCGCCGCCGCCGCCGCUGCCGCCCCAGACACCCGCUAAAGAGUGUUUUAGAAACUGCAUCAUAUCUGUGCGUAGAGCUCUCGCCAGCAGAUAACAGCAUCAAGACUCUAGUCAGUUACGAUCGAGAGUUGACGGACGUGUAUGAGAUACCUCUGAAUAAAAGUUUUUGUA